UAUAAGGCCAUGUCCGUAUCUUUCCCUUUUUUCUCAUAAACCGAUCGAGAAACCAUCGUCGAUCUUCAUCUUCCUGUCGAGCCGACGAUCGCAAGCAAGAUGGUUCCCAGGAUGCAGCGUGGAGGCACGGGGAGGAAGCGGAUCGACACGGCGAGGCUCAUCCAGAACCCGGCCGCUCGCCAGGUCGCCUUCUCCAAGCGCCGCAAUACGCUCUUCAACAUGGCCGGCGACCUCUCGGCGCUCUGCGGCGUCCAAACCGCUGUCGUCGUCUUCUCCUCCUCCGCUCGCGGCAACUGCUACGCAUUCGGAAGCCCCUCCGUCGACGCCGUCCUCCGACGACUUGACGAUGUCGCUCUUCCCGCCGCCGUCGGAGAAGAAGAAGACGCCGCCACUCUGAUGGCGUUGCGGCAGGAGCUGGAGGACACCAAGGCGCGCGUCGAGGCGGAGAAGGCUCGGAUCAAGGCCGUCGAGGCCGGCGUGAAGCGGGCGAUGGAGGCGGCCAGGACGCAGCAUUGGUGGGAGGCUGACGUCAACGCGGUCGGUGCGGCGGAGCUGCCCGAGUUUGAGGCGGCUCUCUGCCGACUCAGGGACGCCGUUCUACGCCACACCGACUCGAUGCAUGCAGCAGACAAGAACGGUAGUACAUCAUUUACUGCUACUACCGGCCGCGUCGAUGACGCGCUGCACGCCGACCAUACUCUCUAUCUCAACAACUAGCGGCCAUGGAUGGAUGCAAGAUUGAAAUUUCUUUUAGCUGGCUCUUCGUUUUCAGAAGUCUUACUAGUUAAUUUAGUUUACUUAUUACAGCGGACUAUUAUUUGGUUGUGCGAAUGCUUCUCCUAGCAUCCAUAUGUAAUAUGUUCCCAUAGGCUGUGUGAAUAUCUUUGCAUUUUCUGAGUUAGUUUAUAUAUAUUUAUUUGGA
Messenger RNA from Lolium perenne, 922 nucleotides. RefSeq names its product agamous-like MADS-box protein AGL61. Lineage: Eukaryota; Viridiplantae; Streptophyta; Magnoliopsida; Poales; Poaceae. Gene Ontology annotation, molecular function: DNA-binding transcription factor activity, RNA polymerase II-specific; RNA polymerase II cis-regulatory region sequence-specific DNA binding; protein dimerization activity. The record is from RefSeq and is a predicted model, not a curated record. Gene Ontology annotation, biological process: regulation of transcription by RNA polymerase II.